AAUUUGAUGACGUUCAUAGACUUCCUGUUUUCAUUUGACUAAAAAGUUGUGUCGUGAAAGCUGUCAAAAUAUACAACAAUGAGUUGGAUCUUUGGAAAUAAAAACAAAAACACCUCUUCAUCACAAACAAAUCUACAGGCCCACAGGACAAAACAAAUCGAUUCUCUAAAGAAAGCAAAUUUGAAUCCAAUUGAAGUUCUACCGAAUACAGAAUACAGAAUAACAUUUGUUACAGGAAACAAUAACAUAACUUUAGUCGUAUCUCUCCCUCCUCUGUUCCCACAAGACCCACCCUCAAUAUCCGUUCAUCCCCCAGUAUAUCAUCAAUGGGUCGACUCGACAUCGAAAAUUAUCAACUGUCCAAAUCUCUCAUCAUUUUCCAUGCAUUCCAGUCUCGCUGCAGUAGUUCAGUCCAUUAUUGAUGAAUUUAAGUUGCACCCCCCUCAGCUUCAAUCAAAUAAUUUUGGUGUAGUGGGACCCCCUCCAUUUCCCCCGGCUACUUCCUCAGUGUCUGGUUAUUCUAGUUCUGGGAGUCUAGCAGGUUACUACCAGCCACCAGGUGCUCAGUAUGGAACCGGUCAGCCAGAACCAAUGCAAGGCACUGAAAAUUCCACAGAGCAGGCUGGAGUAUCACCAGGUAGAGUUCCUGAUGUGUUUUCAGCCUUUCCAGAUCUUAAAACAAAAAGCCUUACACAAUUGUAUGAAUUACAAGAUGAAGAAGACAAAAUUUUAGAAAUGAUCCAGAAAUUACCAGAGGUGGGAAAAUUUGCCGAGGAAAGAGAGAAAAUUUCCAGUGAAUGCAUCGAAUUGGCUAGAAGCAAUUUAAGUUAUAAACCAAUACUGGAACAACUCAGACAAUGGAUUUUAGAAAAGAACAACGUUUAUGAGAGAGCACAAGAAGAGUUUGAACAACAUCAGAAGAGACUAAUGACCAGAUCAGAGGAUUUUCACCCCUCUGUGAUCCAAAACAACCUCAAGGUGGCACUAAUGGAAGCAGAGGAAGAAUCUGAAAGCAUUGUAGACCAGUUCCUGGAAAAAAAAAUGGACGUGGAGGAAUUUAAACAGAGAUUUAUUCAAACAAGAAGUUUGUGUCAUGCCAGAAGGUCUAAGGAUGAAAAACUAACUCAAAUAAUACUACAGCAUGGAUAUAGAAGCUGAAAAACUUGCUGUGCAUGAGUUUUGAGGUUCAUAAACCGGUCCCGAAUUUGUGUUGGAAAUCACUUCUCAUAAAGUCACAUGAAAAUAUUCGCAUCCAUUAUGAAUGAAAACAUUUAGGAAGAUUUCUGUCUGAUUGAUUUUUCAAAAGAGCUUUAAAACAGGGUUUAAUCUCUAUAAUUUGUAUCAAUUUGUAUAAUCAGAUCCAGAGAUUGAGCAUCCAACAUUGUUUUAUCAUAUGCAUGUAAAUGUACAAGUACUUCCAACUAUAUUUAUAUAAUAUAAGCUCAGCAAAUACACUAAACAUUGUAACUUCCAAAGAAUACUUUUAAAGAGAAAGAAGUCCAUAAUUAUUUUUAAAAAUUCAAUCAUGUAAAAUUUGGAAUGAUUCAUGCUUUUCAUUUUUCUACUCAACUGGAACAUUGAGUGAAGACUUUUGUACUAUUGUAUUUUUGUUUCAUUUACUUUUGUUUAAGAUACAUGUAGUCUCUGUGCAAUACAUCUUUUAAAUGUUCCCCUAUAGACCGAUGUCUUUAAAGAACAGAUGGUAUUUUAUUCAUUGCUUUCAUACAGACAUUAGCACGAAUAAUGAUUACUUUGUAUUUGCCUAUUAACUUACCAUUGUUAUUUUUCAAGAAAAGAUUUGUUGGUUUAAUUGAUUCUAAAAAAAAUGAAAUGUUUGGUGUGAAGUUUCAUAUAGUAUAUUUCUGACAUGGAUUGCAAGUAUAAUUUACCAGAAAAACUUGAGCGAAAAAGUCAACAACUAGACAAAAAGUGUAAGUAAUUUAUAAUGCACUCAUCUUGUUGUGUAAAGUUUUUUGUGAAGGAAAGAAGAUGGUUGUUAAAAGGCUGCAGUUACAAAAACUGUUAUGUGAUAAAAGCUAUUGAAAAAUAAAUAUUGUUAACCAUUAA
Saccostrea cuccullata (small rock oyster) is the source of this 2067-nucleotide messenger RNA. Its product is annotated as vacuolar protein sorting-associated protein 37A-like. The record is from RefSeq and is a predicted model, not a curated record. Lineage: Eukaryota; Metazoa; Mollusca; Bivalvia; Ostreida; Ostreidae. Gene Ontology annotation, cellular component: ESCRT I complex. The coding region runs from base 79 to 1158 and encodes 359 amino acids. The transcript is spliced from 12 exons. Gene Ontology annotation, biological process: protein targeting to vacuole; protein targeting to membrane; ubiquitin-dependent protein catabolic process via the multivesicular body sorting pathway.